UGAAUUGUUGGCCUGUCGCACAUUAUCGAUUGUCUCGUAGGCACGCUGUUAUGCUAAGAUUUGAGCACAUUCGUCACUUGUCAACUAUUCACGUUUUGGAAAGAAGCAAGUUGAGUUGUAAGCUUGAGAAGUACGCGGAAAAUGCGGUUGGAAAGGUUCCAGUCUUGAUUGGGUCUUUCACGAGGCACUUUACUUCCAAGAGUUUUACGAAUGUUUCAAAAAGAAAUAUUUCCAAAGUUCUUGUGGCAAAUAGAGGAGAGAUAGCAAUCAGAAUUAUGAGAGCUGCAAAGCAGUUGGGACUCAGAACAGUCGCAGUCUUCUCAACUGCCGAUCGAAACGCAGUGCAUACUCGAUUUGCUGACCAAGCCGUUUGCAUAGGACCACCGCCUUCAACACAAUCAUAUUUGAAUAUUCAUUCCAUUCUCAAAGCGGCAAAGGAGACAGGCGCGGAUGCUGUACAUCCUGGAUAUGGUUUUCUAUCUGAACAUGUAGACUUUGCAGAGGCACUGGAAAAGGAAGGUAUUAAAUUUGUAGGACCUAAUACUAAGGCUAUCAGAGCUAUGGGAGACAAGAUUGAGUCGAAAAGAAUUGCCAAAAAAGCAGGUGUCUAUAUAAUUGAUGGUUAUAUUGGAGAGAUAAAUUCGGAUAGACAGGCCUCCGAAGUUGCUAAGGAGAUUGGGUUUCCUGUCAUGGUCAAAGCUUCUGCAGGUGGAGGUGGAAAGGGAAUGCGUGUUGCAUCGAAUGAAAAGGAGUUGAUCGAAGCUUUUCGUAUUUGCAAGUCAGAAGCAGAGUCAGCUUUUGGGGAUAGCCGUCUGUUAAUCGAAAAAUAUAUUGUGAAACCGAGACAUAUAGAAAUCCAAAUCCUUGCUGAUGAACACGGAAAUGUGGUUUAUUUUCCUGAGAGAGAGUGCUCCGUUCAACGAAGAAAUCAGAAAGUAAUUGAAGAAGCGCCAAGUCCACUUCUCGAUCCUAUAACUCGACAGAAAAUGGGUGAACAAGCAGUAGCUUUAGCAAAAGAGGUCGGAUACACAUCUGCCGGUACAGUUGAAUAUUUGGUAUCUGGUUUAGAUAAAUCAUUUCAUUUUUUGGAAAUGAAUACAAGACUACAGGUGGAACAUCCUAUUACAGAAGCUAUAACAGGUAUCGAUCUUGCGCAGAGUAUGUUUCGAAUAGCAGCAGGUGAAAGGUUACAUAUAAAGCAAGAAGAUAUAUCAAUCGUUGGCUCAGCAAUCGAAUGCAGAAUAUAUGCAGAGAAUCCUUAUAACAACUUUUUACCCAGCGUUGGAAACAUUCGUUGUUAUAAGGAGCCUAAAUUGGAACAUCUCAAACCCCUGUCGCCCAGUUUGGGAAAUCGACUGGAGCGUCUAGAACAUUUGAACUUUAACUCCCAUGGAGUUCGUGUCGAUGCUGGAGUUGAAGAAGGUUUGGAUAUUCCUAUUUUUUAUGAUCCACUUAUCUCGAAACUUGUAACAUUUGGAGAAGACCGAACUGUUGCCUUGCAUCGAAUGGCAAAUGCACUCGAUGAAUAUGUUAUCGAUGGAGAUAGACUCGUACAUAAUGUCCCUUUUUGUCGUGCGGUUAUAAGUAAUCCAAAGUUCAUUUCAGGAGAUAUCACAACGAACUUAAUCAAAGAAGAAUGGCCAGAUGGAUUCCAUGGUGUCUCUUUGUCUAAAGAUCAGAGUUACCAGGCCAUGUCUGCCACAGCCAUGUUGUAUUUCAGAGAUACAGGUUAUACUUCGACAAUUGUGAAAGUAGAUAAUCAUCAAGAACAACAGUUUCUUGUUCGUAGAGUGAAUAACAACACGCUGGGCUUCCAACCUAUUCCCCUUGACUGGAAUGGAGCUGUUCCAAAAAACGCAACAGAGGAAUUAGUAUCGAAUUCGUAUUUCAAGACAAGCAUUCUGGGAGGAGGGCGAAUAGAGUUGAUAAAUAUAGAGACUAAUAACAAUCUGGGAGUUAUUCAAGUAAAGAGACUGGGCAAUAGUCGACUAGACUUAGUGGCGUCGUACACGGUUACUUGUUUUGGAGCCAAGUUCGACGUGUGCCUGCGUCCGGCAUAUGUUGCCGUGCUUGAGAAAUUCAUGAAACGAACGGAUGCUGCAUCACAAAGCAAGAUACUGAAAGCUCCUAUGCCAGGAACGGUACGUUCUAUAAAUGUGAAGGAGAAAGACUCUGUUUCAGAGGGGCAGGAGGUGGCAGUAUUAGAAGCCAUGAAGAUGCAGAAUGUAUUGAGAGCCCCAUCAUCUGGAAUUGUGAAGCGAGUGUUCUGUUCUCAAGGCGAAAUUCUCAGCCUUGACCAACCACUUGUUGAAAUUGAAUAAAUAUUAGACAUUUUGGUUUCUUUUUAAAUACUAAUUCAUUUCCCAAAUCAAAUUUUGUAGU
Galdieria sulphuraria is the source of this 2382-nucleotide messenger RNA. Its product is annotated as propionyl-CoA carboxylase alpha chain. The coding region runs from base 51 to 2321 and encodes 756 amino acids. NCBI's taxonomy places the organism in Eukaryota, Rhodophyta, Bangiophyceae, Galdieriales, Galdieriaceae. Gene Ontology annotation, cellular component: mitochondrion. The record is from RefSeq and is a predicted model, not a curated record. Gene Ontology annotation, molecular function: propionyl-CoA carboxylase activity; ATP binding; metal ion binding. The transcript is spliced from 7 exons.